Messenger RNA from Ruditapes philippinarum (Manila clam), 699 nucleotides. RefSeq lists its product as uncharacterized. The coding region runs from base 1 to 699 and encodes 232 amino acids. The record is from RefSeq and is a predicted model, not a curated record. The transcript has 3 exons. NCBI's taxonomy places the organism in Eukaryota, Metazoa, Mollusca, Bivalvia, Venerida, Veneridae.
AUGAAAUAUGAUGAAGUUAUGAGAGAUCAGCUAAGUAAAGGUGUUAUAGAGAAAGUUGAAAAAUCACCAGUAGAUUCUGAAAACACAAGUGAAGCAAUACAGCUAUAUACAAAAUCAAAGGCAAUGUUUGCAGAUGCCUCGAUGAAUUUACGGGAAUGGAUUACCAAUAGUGAAUUUGUAAAUGAAUUCAUUCCAAAGGAAGACAGAGCCGAUACGAAAAGUGUUAAAGUACUUGGACAUUACUGGAAUGUCAAUGAAGAUACAGUUACAAUAGCAGAGGAAAAUACAACUGAUGUCAAUGUAAUCUUUGCAAAAACAAGACUUGCGCCUAUUAAGAAAUUAACAAUUCCGAGGUUGGAGCUUCUAGCAGUUCUGAUCGGACUGAGGUGCUUAAAAUUUGUUAAAGAGCAAUUAAGAGUGCCUAUUGAAAAGCAAUAUUUAUGGACAGAAUCGAAAUGUGUUUUACAAUGGGUUACGUCAGAUAAGAAAUUACCGUUAUUUGUUAAGAACAGAGUCAGUAAAAACAAAGAGCACAUUGAUGUAAACAUGACAUACAUACCAACUAGAGAAAAUCCAGCAGAUGUUGCAUCCCGAGGGACAACAUUGGAAAAAUUAGCAACUGACUCUAAUUGGUGGCACGGUCCUCAGUGGUUGUUGAAGCCUACUUCUAAUUGGCCAACCGAUUAUCAAAAUAAAUGA